This is a messenger RNA of Aspergillus niger, 1908 nucleotides long. RefSeq lists its product as uncharacterized. The transcript has 4 exons. The record is from RefSeq and is a predicted model, not a curated record. NCBI's taxonomy places the organism in Eukaryota, Fungi, Ascomycota, Eurotiomycetes, Eurotiales, Aspergillaceae. The coding region runs from base 1 to 1908 and encodes 635 amino acids. Gene Ontology annotation, molecular function: ATP binding; protein serine/threonine kinase activity. Gene Ontology annotation, biological process: peptidyl-serine phosphorylation; intracellular signal transduction.
AUGGAUCCCAACAACAACAACCGACUCCACCUGAAUUUCGGGUACAAUGAUCGUGGUUUCAAUGCGGCGGCGGCCAACAACCGCGCCUAUCCCACUACCCCCUCCGCCUUCCCCCAGCCGAUCUACCAAAACCAGGGUCCCCAGGAUUACAUGGACGCCCAGAACGGUGCCUACGCUCAAGGUGGUUAUUUCAUGGCCAAUCCUUACCAAGCUCAGGCAGCCUACGGCCAGCCGCAUUAUGGCCAGAACCUGCAAUCCCCUCAGCCCGCCUACCAAUCCCGCAUGGGUUACAGCGCGAACGAUGGCACCAACGGUUUGAUCCAGCAGUUCUCGAACCAGGAUCUGAACUCCCCUCGCUCGGGUUUCUUUGCUCGUUCUGCCUCGCCAGCCCAGCGACCCCGAACUGCCGGCUCCCCCGCCCCCGGGCAGCAACAGCCAGGCCACCUGGCGCCUCCUAUGCCUCGUAGCCCUCGCACCCCCGCGGAGAACGAAGAGUUGCAGCGGUACCCGGAACGUUACUCGGAGAAUGUUCACAAGCGUGGCAAGGCAGCCAAGGAGCUGGUCAGCGUCUUCUUCAAUGAGAACAUUGAGCGCGCACGCGAUCGCAACAUGCGGUCUGCUGAGCUGGACAAGAUGAUCCGUGAACCCAGUAUUCCCAAGGAGAACAAGUGCAAGGACGCAGAGGUGCUUGCUAAGAAGGAAUCGAAUUUCCUCCGGUUCCUUCGCACCAAGGAGACCCCGCAGAACUUCCAGACCAUCAAGAUCAUCGGAAAGGGCGCGUUUGGUGAAGUGAAGCUGGUACAACGGAAGACCGAUGGCAAGAUUUACGCACUGAAGUCGUUGAUCAAAACGGAGAUGUUCAAGAAGGACCAGCUGGCUCACGUUCGCGCGGAACGUGAUAUCCUUGCUGAUUCCAAGGACAACCCGUGGUUGGUGAAGCUGCAUGCUUCUUUCCAGGACACUGCCUACUUGUAUUUGCUGAUGGACUUCUUGCCUGGUGGUGACUUGAUGACCAUGUUGAUCAAGUACGAGAUCUUCUCCGAGGAUAUUACUCGGUUCUAUAUGGCCGAAAUUGUCAUGGCGAUCGAGGCUGUUCACAAGCUCGGCUUCCUUCACCGUGAUAUCAAGCCUGAUAACAUCCUUCUGGAUCGCGGUGGUCACGUCAAGCUGACGGACUUUGGUCUGUCCACGGGAGGAAAGAAGACCCACGACAACUCCUACUAUCAGAAUCUGCUGAAGAACUCGACGUCAAAGGACAAGAACCGCAACUCUGGUUACUUUAACGAUGCGAUCAACCUGACAGUCUCCAACCGUGGCCAGAUCAACACCUGGAGAAAGUCUCGUCGUGCAAUGGCAUACUCGACGGUCGGAACUCCGGACUAUAUCGCCCCCGAGAUCUUCAACGGCCAAGGAUACACCUACCUGUGCGAUUGGUGGUCUGUAGGUGCUAUCAUGUUCGAGUGCCUUGUGGGUUGGCCCCCGUUCUGCGCGGAAGACACCACCGACACCUACCGCAAGAUUGUGAACUGGAGAGAAUGCUUGUACUUCCCCGAGGAACUUACCCUUUCGCGCGAUUCCGAGGGUCUCAUCCGAAGCUUCCUCUGCGACGCAGAACACCGUAUCGGAAGCGAUGGCGGCCAAUUCGGCGGCGCAACGCAGAUCAAGAACCACCCCUUCUUCCGCGGCGUCGUUUGGGAGCAACUGCGCAGCAUCCGCGCGCCGUUCGAACCAAGAUUGAGCUCGAACAUUGACGUGUCGUACUUCCCGAUCGAUGAGAUUCCUCAGGAGGAUACGAGUGCCAUCCACCGCGCUCAGGCUCGCGCCAUGCCGGACGAGCAGGAGGCGGAGAUGAGCCUUCCAUUUAUCGGAUACACUUACAAAGCGUUCAACGCCUUCCAGGGAAAUUGA